AUGAAUCUUUCUCUUUGUAGAGGCGACGACGAUCACGAGAGUGUAAGGAUGUCCAAUCUACACUCGCAGAUGCAAGGCUUGAGCCUCGGCGACAACAACAAGCCGAAGCAGAUUCAAAAGCUUCCAUCGAAAUACAAACCAAACGACGUGAAUCGCAUGCCAAAUUUGAUAAAGAUGGCUAACACACUCAACACACAAACCACCACUCACAAAGCGAACAAUGACAGCUUGAUUGGUACGUAUGACGGUGGUUUAGAGCGCGACGAGGAGGACAGGAAGGGAGAUAGCGCUGGUGGAGAUAAAGGGAGGAUUCUCGACUUGCAGUUGCGAGGACAAGCGUGGAAUCUCAACAUGUUCGACGUUGGUAGACCGCUAGGAAAGGGUAAAUUCGGUAGGGUGUACAUGGCACGUACGCGCACGCAGCCGCCAUUCGUCGUAGCUUUGAAGUGUCUGUACAAGACUGAGCUGGUAGAGGCGCGCGUUGAGAAGCAGUUGCGCAGAGAGAUCGAAAUACAGGCUAAUAUGAGACAUCCUAAUAUCCUCCGUUUAUACGGAUUUUUUUAUGACGGAAAACGGAUAUACCUGAUGAUAGAGUUUGCAGGGAAGGGAGAGCUUUACAAGCAGCUGAACAAGCUGGGCAGAUUCAGCGAUAAGAGGUCAUCGCGGUAUAUAGCGCAAAUGGCAGAUGCACUGCUUUAUUUACACAGCAAGCAUGUUAUACACAGAGAUAUAAAGCCUGAGAAUCUGCUCUUGGGGAUCAAUGGCGAGCUCAAGAUAGGUGAUUUCGGAUGGUCGGUGCAUGCACCGGGAAAUAGAAGGACGACUUUGUGCGGGACACUCGAUUACCUUCCACCGGAAAUGAUUGAAGGCAGGGAACACACGGCGGCAGUUGAUCUGUGGAGUCUGGGCGUAUUGGCGUAUGAGUUCCUCGUUGGAGGACCUCCGUUUGAAGAAUCAGGACAUAGCGCGACAUAUAGACGAAUCAGUAGGGUUGACUACAGUAUACCACCACACGUAUCCCCAGAAGCGGCAGACUUAAUCAGCAAGUUGCUGGUUCAUGAGCCCCACCAAAGAUUGGCGUUGGAAAAGGUACAAAUGCAUCCAUGGAUAUUGAAGUACAAGAAGUCUUCGAGAUCGACAGGGGUCGUUGGAUAG
Molecule: messenger RNA, 1155 nt
Organism: Wallemia ichthyophaga EXF-994
Lineage: Eukaryota; Fungi; Basidiomycota; Wallemiomycetes; Wallemiales; Wallemiaceae
Product: Serine/threonine-protein kinase ark1
Exons: 2
Coding region: 1-1155 (384 amino acids)
Biological process (GO): regulation of cytokinesis; mitotic spindle organization; protein phosphorylation
Cellular component (GO): chromosome passenger complex; spindle midzone; spindle pole centrosome
Molecular function (GO): protein kinase activity; ATP binding
Source: RefSeq, a predicted model, not a curated record